AUGGAUUCCGGAGCGACAGCAAAAGUUCCCGUCUCACCAUGGGGAAAGCUGCAGCAACCUUCAGAACCAGUUUGUUUGGCAGAUAUUAUGUCCGAAGAACUGGCCAAAGACUUGCAAAUCAGAGAAGAAGAACGUUAUAAUAAAGACUUGGUGGUGGAACCUGAACCGUUACCGAUCAUAGAAUGUGCUCCAGGUUGUGAUAGUGACUACAUGAUUGCACAAAUGUUACAAGUUCAGUUUGAUAAAGAAUAUGACGACCUGCUCAAGAAGACAGAAGAUAAAUAUAAUGGUUCAUCGAAAGUUUGUAUAUCAUAUUCAAAUUAUCGUGUCAUCCCAGAAAAUCUAGUAUAUGACAGUGAUUCAGAAGAUGACAUAGAUGAUAAACAUCGAGACUGGGACAGUUUUGUGAGUACUGAGAAGGCUUUCAAAUCCAUGCCUAAAUGUGGAUAUAGGAAACAAGGUGAAGAAAUGGUAACCAAACAUGAUAUGACUAUGUCCAGUCGCCGAAAUGCAUGUCGGGUAAUGGAAUUCCCUCCAGAGUUUCAGACAGGAGAUGGUGGUGGGUUUGAUAUGCAGCUAUCCAAUAAAGUGUUCAACAGCUUGAAAGUCUACUCACGCAGUGAAGAAUCCCGAAGGCAUCGUUUACAUGACAAGACUGAACAAGCAACAGCAGAAAUGUGUGUUGAUACCCAUACCCGUUUGCUGCUGUAUCGCCUCGUGAAUCAAGCGGUAUUGGACAGAGUGAAUGGUGUUGUCAGCACUGUACUGCGAAACCGAGUGAGAGGAAAUGAAAAUGCUUGCAGUGACACCUGUUCGCAGUUUCUGCGCCGGAACUCAUUGAAGGCCAUGAAACAGAAUGCACAUAGGGUACUGCUAAAGUGGCUUAAGGACUCAUAUCUCGAAUGCGUGUAG
This is a messenger RNA of Cryptotermes secundus, 912 nucleotides long. RefSeq names its product serine/threonine-protein kinase RIO3-like. Lineage: Eukaryota; Metazoa; Arthropoda; Insecta; Blattodea; Kalotermitidae. Gene Ontology annotation, biological process: maturation of SSU-rRNA. The transcript has 2 exons. The record is from RefSeq and is a predicted model, not a curated record. Gene Ontology annotation, cellular component: cytosol; preribosome, small subunit precursor. The coding region runs from base 1 to 912 and encodes 303 amino acids.